UUUCUGUUCUUAAAAUAAUAGGAAUUAAAAAAUUUAAAUAACAUGUCCUCACUGUAUGACAGCUAAAUUUUGUAUGUAAGUUGGUACAACUUUAAAUGACAUUUGUACCAAAUUUCAUGUCGCUACGAUCAUUGGUAAUUUGUUUACAGUAGUUGUGUAAGAAGUAUUUUUACACAGCUACUGUAAAGUAACAAUCCAAAAAUUGUAUUAACUUUUGUCAUGAACGAAAUAAACGCAACAAGAACGUUAAAUGUUGCAGAAAACCUUAAAAACAAAUUCAUUGCAUGUUAUCAAGUUUAUACUGAAAAGUGUGUUCUCAGGAGUUUUUGAAGAGUGAAAAAAUCGCUGGCAUAAUGGGGAUAUAAAAUAAAUAUUGAUGAAUAAAUUAAUAUAGUUUAUGUUUUAUUUAAACAAUUUCAAUUACUUUUGUGGAACAGGAGUUAUUUAAUGAAAUAAAUAAAAACACUUCUUUUAGUUAGACCGAAAAAAUGAUUCUCUUCAUGUUAGAUUUAAAUACAGACUAUUCACGUAUAUAUUCUAACCUCAAUGAACGCUAUGUAUUUUGAUAAAAUUAAAAAAAAGAGAGAGAGAGCAAAGAAAAUUCUAUAAUUUCAAGCAAUGUUUGUAAAUAAUAGAACGACGAUGGAAUGAAAUACAUACACAACACUGACGUAUUCUGCGGUAAACGCAUAACUUAUUGUUAGUGUCCCUAGUAACAGUAGCCAUUAUCCCUAGAAUUCGAGAUAUUCAUCGACGCGUCGACCCUACGUAGAAAUCUCUCAUCCUCUUCUAUUCCCAGCACUUGUCAUUCUGUGGUUCGACGUAUUACACCGCGAAAUGAGACACUUUCGACGAACCUGACAUACUACAUGUCCAAUAUAACUUGUAUCUGUGUACUGGUGAAGAUGGUGGUUGUGUGUACGUAAGUACUUACGUACACACUCCACAUACACAAUCCAAAUGCAUAUGCAAUCGUGUACACCGCGUUACUUCGUGCAGUCGAAAGAUACUGAAUGAGUUUAGUAGCGUCGAUAUCAUAUACGAUCGAACAACUCGUUGAAAAGCUCUCGACGAUAUCGUUAACGACGUUGUCGUUGUAUGUGAAGAAAAAGAAAAAGAAAAAGAAGAAGUGACGAAUCGCGACAAUGACACACCCGUGGAAAGUUAUCACGUAUAUGAGUAUGAUUCUUUGAUUAUUAAUUCAGUGAGAAGAAGAUAAAAAGACACGGACAGAGGAAAAGAGAUAAAUAGAACAACACCAACAAGGAAAAAAACACGCAAAAAAUUACUCGCGAUUAUAAAACUAAACUGUAUCAUUAUCGAUAUUUCUCGUUUUGUGACACGUUAUGUCAAAUUAAAAAUGAUAACAUACUACAACCGCGUAAAACGUGCAUUAUAAAAUAAAAGAAGUAAGACUGUGGCGAUUUCUUCACGUCCCAUAAGUUAGUGAAAAUAUCUGAAAUUCUACUUAUGUGGCUCCAUUUUCGACGCUUUGACGAUCGAAAGAAAGUUAAUAACGAACUUCAAAGUUUACGAAUAUUCGUAAUAUUUCUUGCUUCUUCUUCUUAUUCUUCUGUGUUAUUCCAUAUAACAAACCAGGAAGGAUCUUAAGCCAAUUCUAUUUUUGAUUGAAAAGUUUUAUCUUUUACAUAAGAGAAAUGAUUCAGUGCAACAUGUGGCAUUUGUCCGAUAUCCUAAUAAUAAACCUUAUUAGAAGAAAGAAAUGGCUAGCUUGAUGGUGACUUCGUCAAGUAAGAACAGCUCACGUAGCACUUCUCCUACUAGAGGGAAUACAUCUUUAUCUCAAGCGCAUUACCAACAAUCAUCUAGUUUGGAACAUACACCAAAAGCACGUAAUGCUCCAAUCUAUCAGACAGGAGAAGGUAGCACAGGCAGUGGUAGCAGCUGUGGUGGUUGUGGGAGUAGCUUCAGCAUGAAAGGCAGCAGCAGACAAAGAUCACCAGGUACUUUAAUUCGCAUGGGGGAUGCUAUGGAUGAAUCAAACGGUAAUCCAAUCACUGCCGAACCAGAUGAGUUUGUGCCAAAUGUUCAACCUCCAACCGAUGAUGAAGGAGAACAAUAUCAUACCAUACAAUCGUUCCUAUCAAAUGGUUCUUCUGAAUUAAUAAGUGAUGAUGUGGACUCAAGCGCUUCACGAGUUCGACAAGCGAUCGAACAUAUUCAAAGUAAAAUAGCCAGAACACGUGAACUCAUACGUACCGAACAAACAACUCGUGAUGAAAAUGUUAACGAAUAUUUAAAAUUAGCUGCGAAUGCAGAUAAACAACAAUUAACUAGAAUUAAAACGGUAUUUGAAAAGAAAAAUCAAAAAUCAGCAAAUAGUAUUUCCCAGUUACAAAAAAAGUUGGAUAGUUAUCAAAAAAGACUAAAAAGUUAUGAAAUGAAUGGUGCACCUGUAGGUCAUAGACAACCAAGAGAAGUACUUCGUGAUAUGGGACAAGGAUUAAAAAAUGUGGGUGGCAAUAUUAGGGACGGAAUCACUGGUUUUUCAGGGAGUGUCAUGUCAAAGCCAAGGGAGUUUGCACAUCUUAUUAAAAAUAAAUUUGGAAGUGCUGACAAUAUAAACACAUUAUCACUUGAGAGUAAUGGCUCAACUUUUUAUGUAAACGAUACACCACAUGCAGGUAAUGGUGAUAACGGUAGUGUUGAAGAAGAAAAAACUCAUCAUGGAUCAGCUACUUUACCUGGUGGCUGUAGUCUUGGAUCUACGCACAGUGCUGUGGCAAUGAAAUUUCCAUCGGAAGAAGGUUCAGAAUGCUCUAGUGUAACAAGUGAAAGUGGACCAGGUAGUAGAGGCCAAGCCCAUACUUGUCACAGUAAUAAUGCUGCGUUUAGUUUCAAAACUGUCUUCUCGGAACUUCAAGAACACAGAGAUAGUCUUGAACGAAUGAGGGAAAAAUUAGAUGGCUUAAAGGCUUUGCAACAAGAAGUAACAUACUUAUCACAUGGUCUACAAGAAGAACGUUUUCGAUGCGAACGUCUCGAAGAACAAAUCAACGAUUUGACCGAACUUCAUCAGAAUGAAGUAGAAAAUUUGAAACAAACAAUUACAGAUAUGGAAGAAAAAGUACAAUAUCAAAGUGAAGAUCGUUUAAGGGACAUACAUGAAAUGUUAGAAAGUUGUCAAACGAAAAUAUGUAAGAUGGAACAUCAACAGCAACAACACCAACAGUAUGUUACGUUAGAAGGUCUUGACAAUAGUAAUGCAAGAGCAUUGGUCGUCAAGUUGAUAAAUAUAGUGUUAACAGUACUGCAAGUUAUUUUACUACUUGUUGCAACAGGUGCUGGUAUUAUGGUGCCAUUCCUUAGAACCAGCUGUACUAAGCCUCAUUGUUUCAUGUGCAGGGUGCGCAUACUAACGACCACGCUCGUUGUAUUGGGUAUAGUGUUCGUGCUCAAACAAUGGCCAGAGGUGCAUGAUGUUGGGAGUCACCUCAUGCGCCACCUUAAACAAACGCUCGCCAUGAAGUAGCAUUGGUGGUAUACUUAAAUUUAAUGAACCCAGUGAUGAUGAUGCAAAAUUGAUUACAAUAAUCAACGAUUGGAGCCAUUUACAAAUGCUGCAUUGUUGGAGCAAUAACAUCAUAUGUACGCAAAUAUAAUUGUUCGUGUUUAUAUAUUUAAUUAGAUGCAUUAUUAUUAUUGAUUUAAUUGAUAUAAAAUGCAUCUAUUUGAAGUUGUUUAAUUGGUAAAAAUGAUUUGAUUUAUUUAUUUAUUAUGCUAUUAUCUGCAUAAUAGCAAGUAUUUUUCUCCAAAAGACUAUUAAUCAAAUUAGUAAAAAAAAAUAUAUUAAGUAUUAUUUAUAAAUAUAUUUUUUUCUUACAUUAUUUGUAUAUUUAAAUUUUGUUUAAAAUCAUUGGAAUGGAGUUUCAUCUUGUACGACGGAUACAAUUAUUAUUCCUUGUAAAAUAAAGUCCCAUUUUUUCUUUGAAAAAAAAAAAAAAGACUUUAGGAAAAAUGAUUGAAGGAACGUAUAUCCUAAUGUUAUUGAACCAUACUAUGAAACGAUAUUACAGUCAUGGACAUUUAACGUAAGGUGUCGAGACAUGUAUAUGAACACUUUUCCAUGUAGCUCUGCUUAAACACUCAUCUUAAUAAACACUAAAUGAGGACUUAAGAAUUGAAUAAUAUG
This is a messenger RNA of Polistes dominula (European paper wasp), 4153 nucleotides long. It is a transcript of the gene Dmtn, whose product is annotated as transmembrane and coiled-coil domain 2 protein Dmtn. The record is from RefSeq and is a predicted model, not a curated record. Gene Ontology annotation, cellular component: endomembrane system. NCBI's taxonomy places the organism in Eukaryota, Metazoa, Arthropoda, Insecta, Hymenoptera, Vespidae.